AUCGAAAUCAAAAUCAAAAUCCUCCAUUUCUGUUCUGUUCUGUUUCUGUUCCAAUCUGAAAUUUGCUCGCUAGGGCUUACUGUUCCUUCUGCUUGAUAGACAGAGAUACAGAGAGAGAGAGACAGAGAGAGAGAGAAGUGGUCGAGCUAUCGGCGUUGGGAAAUGGACGGCGGAGCUCAGCCGGGGGAUACCGUGAUGUCGGAGGCAGCGCCGCCCCCGCAGCAGCAGCCGGCCCCACAGGGCAUCGAGAACAUCCCGGCCACCCUCAGCCACGGCGGCAGGUUUAUCCAGUACAACAUAUUUGGCAACAUAUUCGAGGUCACCGCCAAGUACAAGCCCCCGAUUAUGCCCAUCGGGAAGGGCGCUUACGGUAUUGUCUGUUCAGCAUUGAACUCGGAGACAAAUGAGCACGUGGCGAUAAAAAAGAUUGCAAAUGCUUUUGAUAACAAGAUUGAUGCGAAGAGGACCCUUCGUGAGAUCAAGCUUCUUCGGCACAUGGAUCAUGAAAACGUUGUUGCAAUUAGGGAUAUAAUUCCGCCACCUCAGAGGGGAAGCUUUAAUGACGUUUAUAUUGCCUAUGAGCUUAUGGACACUGAUCUGCAUCAAAUAAUCCGUUCUAAUCAAGCUUUGUCGGAGGAGCAUUGCCAGUACUUUCUCUAUCAGAUCUUACGUGGGUUAAAAUACAUACAUUCCGCAAAUGUUCUGCAUAGGGACCUGAAGCCUAGCAAUCUCCUCCUGAAUGCUAAUUGUGACCUCAAAAUAUGUGAUUUUGGACUGGCUCGUGUUACCUCUGAGACUGAUUUUAUGACUGAAUACGUGGUCACGAGAUGGUACCGGGCGCCAGAGCUGUUGUUGAACUCUUCAGAUUACACUACAGCUAUUGAUGUUUGGUCAGUGGGCUGUAUAUUCAUGGAAUUAAUGGAUAGGAAGCCAUUAUUUCCUGGCCGGGACCAUGUGCAGCAGCUGCGUUUGCUGAUGGAGCUGAUUGGCACCCCAUCAGAGGCUGAGCUGGAGUUUUUAAAUGAAAAUGCCAAAAGGUACAUUAGACAACUUCCACUCUAUCGGCGACAGUCAUUUACCGAGAAGUUUCCACAUGUUCACCCUGCUGCUAUAGAUCUUGUUGAGAAGAUGUUAACAUUUGAUCCCAGACUGAGGAUUACAGUUGAAGGAGCCCUGGCUCAUCCCUACCUGAACUCACUCCAUGACAUAAGUGACGAGCCCACCUGCAUGACCCCUUUCAACUUCGACUUUGAGCAGCGUGCCCUCACCGAGGAGCAGAUGAGGGAGCUGAUCUACAGGGAAGCCCUCGCCUUCAACCCCGAGUACCAACAGAUGUGAGUGACCCACCCACGUUUGUUUUUAAUUCAGUCGAUUUCUUUUCUUCAGCUGGCAGCCUUUUAAUCGGAGUGUGAUUUGAUGAAUGGAUGCAUGGACGAUCGAUUUCUUCUGUACAUAUUUUUCCCAUCCUUCAAUAGGAUGGGCUCUUUUCUGAUAUUGAAUCAUUAUCUAUUGGACAUAACUUCGGAGAAUCCACAUAACAAAAUCUUGGACCGAUAAUCUGUAUUGGCUGUCUUUAUUACACAGUUGUUGAGAGUUGAGCAAAAUGCGUUAUUGAUCUGA
Molecule: messenger RNA, 1620 nt
Organism: Punica granatum (pomegranate)
Lineage: Eukaryota; Viridiplantae; Streptophyta; Magnoliopsida; Myrtales; Lythraceae
Source: RefSeq, a predicted model, not a curated record